Molecule: messenger RNA, 1296 nt
Organism: Ooceraea biroi (clonal raider ant)
Lineage: Eukaryota; Metazoa; Arthropoda; Insecta; Hymenoptera; Formicidae
Biological process (GO): DNA integration
Molecular function (GO): nucleic acid binding
Source: RefSeq, a predicted model, not a curated record
AUGUAUCUAAACUUUUGGCCGGCAGUGUACGUCGACGACGUCCUCUUCGGUCACCACGACAUCGCGGAACUAAAACGGAUUCGCGAUCAACUCAUUGGUUUACUCAAUCGCGGCGGGUUCGAACUCCGAAAGUGGGUGCUCGGAAUAGGCUGGAAUCCACGCCUCGAUGUUUUCCAAGUCGCCGUGUCCGUCUCGGAGAGCGUACUAUUCACCAAACGAGCAAUCCUCUCGACCAUUGCGCGACUAUUCGAUCCGCUCGGAUGGGUCGUUCCCGCGACUAUUUCCACGAAAAUUAUAUUGCAGCAGCUGUGGCGGUCAAAAGUCGGAUGGGAUGACCCCAUCCCGGAAACUAUCGCCUGUCGUUGGAAUUCUAUUUAUGGUAAUCUUUCUCAGUUGAACCAAGUUCGUCUCAAUCGCUGGGCGGCCCUCGAGCUUGACUCCGAGCGCGCGGACCUGCAUGGCUUCUCGGACGCCUCCAACGUCGCUUACGCCGCUGCCGUGUACCUCAGGGUAGUUUCGCGCUCGGGUGAUGUAAAAGUCACGUUACUCGCAGCAAAAUCUCGCGUGGCACCCGUCAAUUCCCUCACUGUUCCUCGCCUGGAACUGUGCGCAGCGGUUCUUCUCUCUCGGCUCAUGGAGUUCGUGCGGGAUGCGCUGGAAAUCGACCGGUCGUCUUGCAUUUGCUGGACUGACACGAUUAUCGUGCUUGCAUGGCUCGAUUGCCAUCCUUCCCAUUGGAAGACCUUUGUCGCGAAUCGCGUCGCUGAAAUCCGGUCUCGCUUGCCUGACGUGGACUGGCGAUACGUGCCAACUGCAGAAAAUCCUGCAGACUGUGCCUCGCAGGGUCUCCUCGGUUCCGAACUGCUCUCACAUUCGUUGUGGUGGCACGGUCCUCCGUGGUUACGUUCCUCUGCCAAUUCCUGGCCGCAGGUCGACCGUCAGUUACCCGCGACAUCUCUCUUAGAGACAAAACCGCACUGCGGUGUGGACUACGCGGGUCCAAUCCUCGUCCGAUCAUCCCCGGGUCGGGGACAUGCGUCACGCAAGGCUUACGUAGCGUUAUUCAUUUGUCUGGCCACGCGGGCUGUGCAUUUAGAAUUGGUUUCCGACUAUUCGUCUCCAACGUUUCUACACGCCUUUUCGCGUUUCUGUUCUCGUCGGGGUUUGCCGAGUUCCGUUUACUCGGAUAACGGUACUACGUUCGUCGGAGCCGAUUGCGAAUUAACUGCAGCAUAUCGCACGGCAAUCCGAAAUACCGAUUUUCAAAAUUCUAUCGCGCAGGAUAACGUUGCUUGA